GACGAAGAAGACGAUCGGAAGCACGGAUGCUCAUGGUUUGCUAUCUGUGGGAGCAGAACCAGUGUUUCAAAGGCGACAUUGCAAGUUUCCCACUUCCUAUCUGCAUCGUCGUCGUCUUCAUCUUCAUGUCCUUAACCUUAUCCUCUUGCAAAUCAAUGGCUUUCACUGCCACAUUCAGCAGAUACGCCACUGUCUCUCUCCACCGACGGAGGAGGAUUGCUGGAGUUGUUGGGGUUGGUAAGGAAGAUACAGAAGUGCGCGUUGAUGCCGUUGAAGAUUUAUCGAUGAAUACCCAGCUGGAGCAAGCAGACCCACAAGACCUCGAAUAUGUACCCCAAAUCCAAAGAUUACGCCUUUGAUGCUUACUUUUUAUCAUGCUUUCACUCUCUUGAAUCUUUUGAGUUUAGACUAUAAGGUUUUGUGUGCGUCUAGGUUUUGGAACCUCUUAGGAAGAACAGAGACAUGCUCUUCAGCGAGGUACUGAUUUAUUCAUGUUUAUAUAAUAGAAACUAGCUAUGUGCGUGCAAUUAAUUUUUUGCGUAGGUUGAAUUGAUAGUAAUGAUAGAGGACCCAAGAGAAGUAGAGCGAAGGAGAUUGCUUGGCAUUGAGGAUCCUGAUACCCCUACUAGGGAAGAUCUUGUUGAAGCACUGGAACAAGUGAAUGAAGGAAAGGUGCCUGCAAAUCGGCUUGCUUUGAGAAUGCUAGCUGAGGAGAUGAUCAAUUGGCCUAAUUUAGGGGUUGAAGUGCCAAAGAAAAAGCGUGCCACAUCCCUAUAUGUGAAAGCUACAGACACUGGAAUUGAUCCUAAAGAGGCUGCUAAGAGGCUAAACAUUGAUUGGUAUUCUGCAGCUGAAAUUGAAGAAGCUGAAGUCAAUGAUGAAACAGAAGUUCCCCCUUCUGUGGUUUGUUCCAUCCUUAGUAAUUUAACUAGUAUUUGUCACUCGUCAUAUGGUUUAUGCAUUGGACCUGUUCUGGAUAGUUGAAAUGUGGCUGCCUUUUGGCAGUGUACAUGGUAUCAUUAACACACCAUCAGUUUAAGUAGCUGCUCUUAUAAUGUCAAAUUUUAAAAAAUAUGGAAGUCAAAAGUUACUACUAAUUGCAUAAUAAUUUGAAAAAAUGCAUUGAUAGUUUUAUCUGUUUAUUGGAUUUCUUCACAAUAAAACUGUCGAGUCAAGUGCAUUUCUUGAAUAAUUCAGAGUUUAAAAUUUUGAACUUCAGGUUCAGCAUUAGCUAAAUAAUAAGAUCCUGACAAACAGAGCAAAUUCUUUUGCAGGGUUAUGAAGCACUAUACUUGGUCACAGCUUUUCCUGUUAUUAUUGGUAUAUCCAUAGUCUUAACUUUAUUUUAUAAUUCUCUCCAAUAGAGAUUUUUCUUUCCGGCUGGAUUUCAGUGUAUAAUCUUCACCUAAGAGUCAAUUGCACGAGUUUGUAAAUUAGUGUCAUGAAUGGAAGAUUGUUACUCUGCCAAAUAUGUCUAAUCUAAACUACUUAAAAAUGUCAUUUAUGCUUACAAUCUAUUCUAAUCCUAUGUUCAGAUUUUCUAUCUGCAAUCUGAAUUAUUAAAUUAUGCAUCACCUUCAGAAGUGCUGCUGUGUAUGAAUUUUAUAGUUUUUCAGAUUCAAGCACUCGCCUUCUUUCACAUGUUGAGGUUUUGCCACUGAUUAUUCUCAUUAACAUAAGAAGCAACUUUCAAAACUCAGUUCUGACAUCUCAUCAAAAUUUUGUUAUUAUUUUAUUAAAGGUCAAUGCCAAUA
Rubroshorea leprosula is the source of this 1754-nucleotide messenger RNA. The record is from the annotation of a GenBank genome assembly. Lineage: Eukaryota; Viridiplantae; Streptophyta; Magnoliopsida; Malvales; Dipterocarpaceae.